CUUCCGCCAAAAUUUCAAAACCAUUUUCCUUUAGGUCCAGUUGUACUACUGUGAGUUUAGUGUUUUUACCGAUUUUAAAUUAUUAUUUCAAAUCAUAAUGGAUGCCUUUGGUGAAGAGCAUACAAAAAUGUACAUUUAUGAAAAUAGAUUGAAAACCUACGUAGGUUGGCCGUUCGAAGAGGGCUGCGUUUGCACUCCAGAGAACAUGGCAAAAGCUGGAUUCAUCCAUACCCCAACAGAAAACAGUCCAGACAUAGCUAUGUGCUUCUUCUGUCUGAAAGAGCUGGAGGGUUGGGAGCCAGAGGAUGACCCAGAGAAGGAGCAUAAGUCCCAUUCACCCAGUUGCAACUUCAUCUGCUUAAAAAAGGGUGUGACUGACCUGACUGUGGAAGACUUCAUUAAACUCCAGAAAGAGAAGCAGAAGUUUCACAUUAAGAAGGCAGGCAAAGAGGACAUCACUAAAUUUGAGGAAGCCGCAAAACGGACAAGAGUAGAGAUCAUCAAGACUGCCAAGGAUGAAGAGUGAAAAGAACAACGUGUGGAGAGACUGGAAUUAUCGGUGUUCUUAAAACGUAAUCCCUGAUAGUGCAGCAGCCUAUUGUACAUAAUUGUCUGUCUUAUCCUUGUGUGAAAACCCUUUUUCUUAAUAAAUGUUUUCAUUUCCCAA
This is a messenger RNA of Esox lucius (northern pike), 667 nucleotides long. It is a transcript of the gene birc5a, whose product is annotated as baculoviral IAP repeat containing 5a. Bases 98 to 526 code for a protein of 142 amino acids. The record is from RefSeq and is a predicted model, not a curated record. The transcript is spliced from 4 exons. Lineage: Eukaryota; Metazoa; Chordata; Actinopteri; Esociformes; Esocidae.